AACAGUGUUCAGCUCACUGUUCACCAGCCCACUUCACACUCCGUACUCUCUCUCUCUCUCUCUUUAGAAUCCUUGAACACGUAUGUGUACGAAGUGAGAGAGUUUCAGAGACAACGAUCGAGAUGAUGAUGAUGAUGAACACGAAGAAGAAUCAGCAGAAGAGGCUCGAUCGACGCAACGCAAUCAAGAACAUCGACUACGACGCUUCUCUAUCUCCGUCGCCGUCUUCGUCUUCGUUUGAAGGCCAGUCUCGUCUCCGGACUCGGUCGCUCGAUCUUCCCCCUCCACUCGCCGUCGACGGAACUAGCUUCCGAAUCCAAGGAACCACCGACGGCGAGUUCGAUCGGAUCUGCCGAUCUCUAGGGCUUUCUGGAAUCGAAGAUUUUGCGAUUCCCACGGCUGCUUGGGAGGCUCGCAAGUCUCGCUCUUCUCGCUCUUCUUUCGAUCAUUUUACGAGCUCUAGGUUUCGAAAUCAUCAGAAUUCCGACAAGUUUGGGGUUGGAUCGGGUGAGGAGGAUGGUUUGUCAGAUGUUUUUGAAGCUAAGGUUGGGGUUAGUGGUGAUCGGUUGAAGAAUGGUUUGAAUUCAGCUAAGAUUAUUGAAGCUAGGGUUAGGCAAAGUGACGAGUAUGUGAAUAUUGUUAAGAAUUCGGUUAGUGUUAGAUCUACUAGGAACGGUGGAUGUGGAAUUAAAGGUGUUCGACCACCAGUACUUGAUCCUCCGCAGCCACCAAUGUCACCGUCUGUUAUGGAUAAUGUUAGUUCAAUUCGGGUUGAAGAUUUGAGUUCCGGAGUUGGAGACGAAGAAAUUGAUGAACGAAUUGGGGGGAAACAAGAUAAGGACAAGGCGUGUUUAAGAGAUACUAGUGUUGAUUCUGAAUCUUGUUCAGAUACAUCAAACGAUGACAAGGAUGAUGAUUCCUUUCGCAUGAAUAUGGAACCCCUCUAUUCUAUUUCGCCUAAUGGAAGCUUUAAGCGCAACAUCAAGUCUUGGCAGAAGGGUGAAUGUCUCGGAAGCGGGUCCUUCGGAACGGUGUACGAAGGCUUCACUGAUGAUGGCUUCUUUUUUGCUGUGAAGGAGGUUUCUUUACUUGAUCAAGGAAGCCAGGGCAAGCAAAGCAUUUUACAACUUGAACAGGAGAUUUCACUUCUAAGCCAGUUUGAACACGAGAAUAUAGUUCAAUAUCUUGGCACAGACAAGGUUGAUAGCAAACUCUAUAUCUUCCUUGAGCUCGUAACCAAAGGUUCACUUGCAAGUCUCUACCAAAAGUAUCAUCUGCGGGAUCCUCAAGUCUCUCUGUACACGAGGCAAAUUUUGAAUGGUCUGAAUUAUCUUCACUCGCGAAAUGUGGUUCACAGGGAUAUCAAAUGUGCUAAUAUAUUGGUGGAUGCCAGUGGAUCUGUAAAACUUGCGGAUUUUGGAUUGGCAAAGGCCACUAAACUGAAUGAUGUCAAAUCUUGCAAAGGCACUGCAUUCUGGAUGGCCCCAGAGGUUGUUAAUCAGAAGGACGGAUAUGGGCUUGCAGCAGAUAUAUGGAGUCUUGGAUGCACUGUGUUAGAGAUGUUAACCCGUGAAAUUCCUUACUCUCACUUGGAAGGGAUGGCAGCACUGUUUAGAAUUGGCAAGGGUGAACCUCCUCCUAUUCCUAAUUCGUUAUCAAGCGAUGCCCAAGAUUUUAUCUUCAGGUGCUUGAAAGUUAACCCGAAUUAUCGGCCUACUGCUGCUGAACUAUUGAACCAUGCAUUCGUGAAGAGGCCACUGUCAACUUUCUUAAGCCCUGCAUCUCCCUACUACAAUGGCACAAGGGCUUAAAAACUUUGAUCAACCUUUGGCGAUUGAAGAUGUAAGAUUUUGAGGCGUCGUCUAUAUGGAAACACAAAUGUGGUCAGGCAUGUUGUUAGCAUCCGUGGGAUAUUUGAUCAGCUCAACUGAUUUUGUAUAAACGAGCAGUUCUUACAAUGUUAAACAUCACACUUUCAUUGUUGUCUACUUGACAUGGAAUUUCAAUUUUUUUUCUCUUUCUUUUGUUCUUUUCUUGUCCUUUUUCCAUAUUUUUUUCAGCAAUAGUGUUCUUGUUUGUUAUGAGUACUUGUAUAUAUUUGAUCAACACUGUAUAUGAGUUAUCCAAAGCCAAAGUAAGUGUUGCCAAUUGAGCUGGUACAUGUUCUCCGUUU
Camellia sinensis is the source of this 2173-nucleotide messenger RNA. RefSeq names its product mitogen-activated protein kinase kinase kinase 1. Gene Ontology annotation, biological process: protein phosphorylation; MAPK cascade. Gene Ontology annotation, cellular component: cytoplasm. NCBI's taxonomy places the organism in Eukaryota, Viridiplantae, Streptophyta, Magnoliopsida, Ericales, Theaceae. Gene Ontology annotation, molecular function: ATP binding; MAP kinase kinase kinase activity. The record is from RefSeq and is a predicted model, not a curated record.